Diaporthe batatas is the source of this 3831-nucleotide messenger RNA. RefSeq lists its product as uncharacterized. The record is from RefSeq and is a predicted model, not a curated record. NCBI's taxonomy places the organism in Eukaryota, Fungi, Ascomycota, Sordariomycetes, Diaporthales, Diaporthaceae. The transcript has 4 exons. The coding region runs from base 1 to 3831 and encodes 1276 amino acids. Gene Ontology annotation, molecular function: nucleotidyltransferase activity. Gene Ontology annotation, biological process: RNA 3'-end processing.
AUGGACAGCCGGUCAGCUACGGCAGAGCCAAACCAGUCCUACCAACCAGUCAACCCUUGGGGUCGCAUCAGCAUCCCCUCGACACCGCGGACCCCAGCUGCUUCUACGUCGGCCUCGAGUUCCUUCACCGACGCCACCUCGGCCAGUCCGUACCCCCCAGCAUAUGACCUGCUGCCCCUGCUGGUAUCGCAACACCAGGCGCAGCUGUUGCAGUACAACAAACUCAUCUCUCCCGGCAGAGGAGGCGGCGGCUUGCAGAGCCCACCACUCCCGAGUGCGCUCCCCGUGCCCAACAUACAGGCAGCGCCGCGGUCGAGAUCCUCAUCCAAGGUGUCGAACAAGGAAAGCCACAGCGUCAAGCAGUCUCCUGCACCGCAGAGCUGCAAUGGGACAAGAGGGCCCAAAAGCACAGACAGAUCAGAACGUGAGGGCAUGACAAAGGGGAAGGACACGGACAAGGAAACAACUCGCAAGAUGCCUCCAAAGCAGCAGCCUGAUGUCGCCCACCCCCUACCCUCCCGGCCCCCGCCUCGAGCGACCCCCGCCCAGCAAUCGACGAGCAGCUCCACGCAGUCCAUCUCCGUGCCGUCAACGCCGCGUCAGCGGCCGCGGAAUCUCUUCGAAGGGUCCGAGUCCCGUGAGCCCUCCCCAACCGUCGCGCAAAAUCAUUCUCCCCGAUCGGCAUAUUCGGAACCGAAUGGCGGUGCUGCCUCCAUCCCCCCGCGGCCGUUUCCCAAACCUUGUCAAUACGAGACUGCUUCUAGACACUUCCGGAGGCGCAUACCUUAUAGCAUAGGGUCAGACAGGCUGGAACGGGUCGAUUUGGACAAGGUGAAGAGCACCUUGUCCAGGGAUGAGGAGCGAAAACUAUCCACGGACAUGCGCGAGCUAUACGACAGGUUACUGCCGUCGGCCCAAGUCGAGGAGAAUCGCAAGAAGCUGGUCCAGAAGCUUGAGCAGAUCUUCAACGACGAAUGGCCUGGUCAUGAGAUACGGGUCCACCUGUUUGGCUCUUCGGGAAACCUGCUGUGCUCGGACGACUCUGACGUUGAUAUAUGCAUCACGACGGACUGGAAAGAAAUGGAGGGCGUUUGCAUAAUAGCUGACUUGUUGAAGAAGCGUGGCAUGGAACAAGUGGUUUGCGUUUCGACGGCCAAGGUCCCAAUUGUGAAAAUAUGGGACCCUGAGCUCAAGUUGGCCUGCGACAUGAACGUCAACAACACCCUAGCGCUUGAGAACACCCGGAUGGUUCGUACCUACGUGGAGACUGACGAGCGUGUCCGACCACUCGCAAUGGUCGUCAAGUACUGGACACGGAGGCGAGUCAUCAACGAUGCUGCCUUCAGCGGGACGCUCAGCUCCUACACCUGGAUAUGUCUCAUCAUUGCCUUCCUGCAAGUCCGCCACCCCCCCGUUCUGCCGUCCUUGCACCAGUGCCCCACCAAAAAGCUCCCUACGACCGACGGUCACAGGACCGAAUUCGCAGAUGAUCUGGACCAGCUGAGAGGGUUCGGUGACAAGAACAAGAGCACUCUCGGAGAACUUCUGUUUCAGUUUUUCAGGUUUUAUGCACACGAGUUCGACUACGACGAGAUGGCGAUAUCGGUGCGGCUCGGCAAAUUGGUUUCCAAGAAGGAAAAAAAUUGGCAGGUUGGGAACGGGAACCAGAAUCUCUGCGUCGAAGAACCUUUCAACCGGGAGCGAAACCUAGGAAACACCGCGGACGACUGGUCGUUUCGUGGCAUACACCUCGAGCUUCGGCGCGCCUUUGACCUGGUGGCCGAGGCAAAGCUGGAAGAAUGCUGCGAGCAGUUCGUCCAACCAAAGGAAGAGCCGACGGAGCCCAAAUUGUUCACAAAGCCUACGUCACGCCCGGCCAUCAUUCGCAGCUCAUCCCAGCAGAACUCGGGAAGAGGGGGUCGGAGCGGGGGCAACCGUGGCAACCGUAAUCAAUUCCGCAACGGCAACAGCAGUCGAAGAGCUUCGUCAAGCAAUGCCUACGAUAACACGCAGAACCCUGCCAUAUUCCCUCAGCCCGGCGUCAUGCCGGGCGGACUUAUAGCUCAAGACCUACAGUGGAGCCAAUUUGCGCAGCAUUACCAGUACCCUGAAAAUAUGGCAAUGCUGAGUAGUGCCCUGCAAAUGCAGGAUCGGUUGAACUGGUACACACAUUAUCAGCUCACGGCGCACCAGCAGGCUGUGGCACAUGCCCAACGCAUGCAAGUCAGCUCCAACCAGGCCGGAGAAAGAUCGCGAACGAACUCGUUCGACCAAGCGCCGCCACUGACAGCGCCGCCUAGACCGGAACAUUAUGUGUGGCCCCUUCACCUGCAGCCCGCGUUCUACCACCACCACGCAGGCUAUGGUACCUACCCCAGCUCGCCUUCCGCGCCAGCUGCAGCACCCGAAUUUAGGAGAAGCCUGCAUAGGUCAAGUGCGGCGAGUGAGGUUGGCGGCCCUUCAGGCGGUGGCACACUGAGAUCCCAGUCCCAGCCUGCGUCACGAACACCGGCGCCCGGUGGCAAGGUGGUCCAAGGUUCUGGAACGGCAGCCCAAGUGGUGAACGAAUUAUCGAACCAUGCACCCCGGCAGCCGAACCUGAUUCCUUUCCCAGGACUCGCGGCGGAUGAUAGGACAGAUUCCGAAGUCGAGGAAGGAUCAACCAGAACGAUCCCCGAUUCGCCGCCGGAGGAAGACGGGGCCGGAUAUCUCGGUUACUUUGUCGCCGAUUCCUCAACGCCACCUCGUCCAAUGCAAGCAGUUCCUUCGCUGAAUGAUGUGGGUUUGAGUAGCAUAAACCGUCGCAGGCUAUCAACAGAGGGGCCUCAGUCUGUUCUUGACCGACGGCUGCAGAGGACCUCUAGAUCUCCAUCACCCCUCGGACACGGUAGGACCUUUUCCGGGACGAGCUCAGCCCCGACCGCCUCAGCGUCGUUCUCACAAAACAGCACUCGGGCUUCCAAGGAGACCACGCCGUUAGUUGUCAAUGGCUCAACCUUCAUGCCGCCUUCUGCCAUGACAUCGAGCCGGCUAGUCGCAGGCGAUGAUACUGGAUUCGACAACCCACUUCGAAUCAGCCAGGUUCCAGGUCCUAGCAACAAGAGUACUGCGACUCCCGAAUCAUCUGUGUCUCAACCCGCAACGGUUUCAGAAACGGUUUUGACAGGUCUGGACCGCCCGCUCGUAGUCAACGGCUCCACGCAAUGCCACGCCUUGCCCCCGCACCAGGUUCCACUGCAGUCUUUUGGACAGCGGAUGGCGGCAACGCAGGGACCAAACGGUGCGCCGUAUGCCUCAUUCUUCGGAGACAAGUUUCAGGGCUACACGAAAGUGCCAGAUCUAGGUCGACAGAGGUUAGCGGCACGGAACCAGCAAGCCGGUAUUUCGCCGCUCGACUUGGCUAUUCCAAACCCAAUGAUGCCCGAGUCUCAGCACCUGUCACCGGUUUAUGAGAAUAGAACGCCGUCACCCACGGUCCGGCGACGAUGGGAGGCUUCGGCGAGCCACGGCAGGGCACUAGUGCCUGGCCCAGCCCCGGGCUCUUCCGACGAGUCUGUACGAGACCAAACGACAAAAGCCCUACAAAGGUCCAUCGGGGCUAAUGGUAUUGCAAACGGCGGUGACAACGGCUCCCUGGCCAACACGCGACCAAACGGUGCUGUGCUGCAGGAGAGCGCACCUCUGCGUGCAGCCAAGGGUGAGGUCGAGAACGCGAGCGGUUGGCAGAAGCAGAAGUCCCGCAAGAAGCAAGCAGAGGUCAAGACUACGACGAAGACUGGUCCUCAGAGCGAGAAACCUCCAAAGAACGACCUGGAACGAAAGGGAGGAUGA